AUGGGAUUAUUCUGGCAAAAUGAAAGGAGGCAACGCUUCGAACUUGAAUCCGAUAAAUCCUAUCUGUCUCUCGGAGACAUCAAGCCUCUUCCCCCGAUAGGUUCUGAAGGUGAUUUUGAUUUUAACAAUUUCCAAGCUGAAGCUUCACACGCUCAGCCGAAGCCUUUUACACCGAACGAAUCCACACCAACGUUUACGUUCUCUGGGAGUAUGCAAAGCGUCCCUAAAACCAAUGCCCCACAGAAUGCCCAAGAGAGCGCGCAACCGACCGCAGGGGAACCAAAGUCCUGGUCAUUCAAUGCAAAGACCAAAAUUCCACAAAUUCCAUCCCACCAGAAAUUCUAUUCGACUAGAGAUGCUUUGAAAUUCCAGGAGCCCGGCCUGAUCUCUGCAUUCUCUGACAUCCCAGCAGAAGAAUAUCCACAGUCAAAGUUUUUCUCCUCGACAUUUCAGGCCGGCCUGUUUCUUGGAUUGCAGCUAGCUAAAGAUUCUGCGGCCUUGAUGGAACAACUUCUCGUGCAUCAGGAAUCAUACGAGUGUGCCAUGGAUUCUAAUCAGGUCAAUUCUCAACUUACGCAAAUGAAACGCGCUGGUGAAUUGAACAACUUUUUCAACACCGAAACGAUUGCAUUCCUGGGGAGCACCCUAGCGGGAAAAAGCAGUUUAAUCAACUCACUGCUCGACUUCCCGAGACUUGCCAUAGCCGACGACUUUGGCUCAGCUGUUACUUCAAUUGUCACUGAAUAUAGACAAAUGAAGCCCGAUCAAAGCCAUCGGAUCCGAGUUGAAGUCGAGUAUUUCUCUGGAGUGGCCAUGGAAGAUCAUGUCAAUGAGCUGUUGUGGAGUUUCCGCCGUGCGUUUCUUCCAGAUGUUGCAAAGGAUUCAUUGAAUGCCACCGAGUGGAAAGAAAUUAAAGAAGCGUGGUCUGCUCUAGAGUCUGUAUUUGGAAGCGAGCAAGAAUUUAACCGAAAGUUCUUGUCGGAUAAAUCAGAGGGGGCUUUUGAGAAAAUCUCAGCUCAACUGAUCGAGUGGACGAAGACAAUCCCAUGGCCUACUGGUGCAUCUGAUGGGAAGUGGGUGACAUACGCAGAAACUGCGGAGGAGUUGUGCACAAAAAUAAGCCUGUUCAUGCAGGAUAGGAUCUGGCCCUUGACAAAAAUCAUGCGGGUAUACAUUGACGCACCAAUUCUGAGAGCAGGUCUUGUCAUCGCAGAUUUACCUGGACUUCUUGAUACAAGUCUCGCGAGGGUUAAAGCGGCACAGGAGUAUCUUUCCAGAUGUGAUCGUAUCUUCCACGUCACUGAUAUACGUCGAGCAUUGACCAACGAGCUUCUUGAGUCCUCCUUAUACUCUAGGCCUUCCCAUGAUGCAUUAACAAGUGAGGGGGAGUCCAAAAAUAGAUGGUCACGUACUGCGGUCAUUUGUACCAUGUCCGAUGUGAUUGAUGAAGCAGGAGCCGAGAGAAACUUGCGAACUCCUGGAAAGGGUUCUGGAAAAAUGAGCUUGCUGGAGGCAAUUGAAGGCAUAGAAGAUGAGAUUAGGAAAGUGGACACAAAGAAAGAUCCAGUUCACAUGACAGAACUCCAGUGGAAGAAGAAAACGCUCCUCAUUAAAGCUCGAAACGGACGCGUAGAAGAUGGACUCAAACUAAUGUACAAGGGCAGCCCGGAGGAGGAAGAUCUGAACGUUUUCUGUGUUUCGAACCUAUUUUAUGGCGAGUACCGAUCUCAAGAGUCAGUUAUGACGACUCAUGACAAAGGAGUUAUCAGUGGUAUCCCUGCUCUGCGAAAGUUCUGCUACUCUACGCUUGCGGAUGCGAGGCUGCAGGAAGCCAAAAACUUCCUUCUUACUACGUUGCCAGGCGCGCUUGUUUCGAUUGGGUUGCGCAGUCAGUCAUUGGAAGCUGCGCCUUCUUGCUCGAUUAAAAUGAUUCUUGAGAAGGUCGAAUCCGCAAAAGAAGGUAUUUUAUAUGAUCUCGAAGGAUAUAAUGGUGAUUUCCAGCAGUUAUUCGACACAUCAGUGAUCGCAUAUGCCGAGACCCAUCGGAAAGACUGGCAAAAGGCGGCAAGUCAGACAGGACUGCAAUGGCUGGACUUACCAUGGGUUGAAUAUCAAGCCUUUUGCCGCAAAAAUGGUAAACACUUGAAUUUAUUCAAUGAGCCUGUGGAUUGGAACAGUGAACUGAUUAAGGAAAUGCGACCUGAGCUGAGCGAAAGGUGGAACAUGCUGGAAAGAAGCCUCUAUGCAACAUCUCUGGAAAUUCGUGUACAGAUUAAAGAACGCUUGCGGGGGCUGAAGCUUGUCUUUAUGGGCCACGGCAAAGCCAAAGCUCUACGUGAAAAGAUUCAAGGCCGAAUCGACAAUGGAAGACUUUUUCCGAACAUCAUUUCAGCUGUCUCAAGGGGAAUGGAAGCUGCAUCUCGAAAGGCUUUUCACGAAAUGGCAACAAAUAUUACUGACGAAAUCAUUGCUUCUAUCGUUAGAGAUGUCCGUUCAGUCUAUUCGACCAUCAGCCUUGCGAAGAAACCGGUCGAUGAACACAGCGGACAAAUGCCGGCGGAAACUCUGUCUUUGGAAAUGCUUCAAUACAAGUGCCGCUACUUGAAUCAGCGAUAUAAAUGGAUCAUCAAACAGAUUGAAUAG
Messenger RNA from Penicillium manginii, 2643 nucleotides. RefSeq lists its product as uncharacterized. The coding region runs from base 1 to 2643 and encodes 880 amino acids. The transcript has 13 exons. NCBI's taxonomy places the organism in Eukaryota, Fungi, Ascomycota, Eurotiomycetes, Eurotiales, Aspergillaceae. The record is from RefSeq and is a predicted model, not a curated record.